Molecule: messenger RNA, 3237 nt
Organism: Hyaena hyaena (striped hyena)
Lineage: Eukaryota; Metazoa; Chordata; Mammalia; Carnivora; Hyaenidae
Product: collagen alpha-1(I) chain-like
Exons: 10
Coding region: 1-3237 (1078 amino acids)
Source: RefSeq, a predicted model, not a curated record
AUGACUGUUUUGACUAAACCGCCCGUGUUGUCUGUGCCUUUAUGGGGCUCCGGAGAGGGGCCAGGGGGGCGGGGGCGGCCGCCGGGCAUCUGGGCCGCUCCCUCCCCGGGCACCGCCGCGGCCCGCACCCCUCCCCGCACACACCCUCGCCGGAAAGUUCCCCUGCCCGGGCCGGGCUCCCAGGCGGCUGGCGCGGUGCCAGGCUCGCCGCCGAGCGCGGGCAGCGGGGUGGGGCGAGCGGAGGCGGCGCCGAAGACGUGGCCGGGCGCCCCGGGCGCGAGCCGGACCGAGGCCCGGAAGGGCCCGGCUGGCGCGGCCUCAGUUUCCCCGGCUGUCUCCGCGGGCUGGGGCGUAGGCCAGGCCGGCGGCGACCCGGGGCGCCGGCGGGAAGGGGGCUGCACGCGCCACCGCCCGCCGCGGCUAAUUGGGGCGCGUGCCGCCGCCGCCGCCGCCGCCGCCGCCCCCAGACCCCGGCGCCUGGCAGGUAGGACCUGGACCCGGAGUCGGAUCCCGGUCCCCGCUCGGACCCGGACCCGGACCCCAGACCUCGGACUCGCGGCCCCGGCUCGCCCUGGAACUCGGACCCGCCCCCGGACCCCGGCUGAGCUCAGGACGCGGACUCGGACGCGGGACCCCACGCGGACUCCAGACCUCGGUUCGCCUCCCGGCCCGCGCCGUGCCCCGCCGAGGACCCGGUGCCCGGCCGGGGUCGACAGGGCCGCAGGCUCAGACUUCACUCCCCGCCCUCCGAGGGCGUGCAGGCCCCGGGGCCCAGACCCGCUGCGGACCGACCCCGCCGGGCCCGCGUCGACCCCGCCCGCCCCCUGCGUCGGGAGCGCAGGGACUGCCUGGAGGAGGCGCGCGCGGGCCUCCUCGCCGCCGGAGCAGGUGCGGGCGCAGCCGUGCCCCCUCGCCAGCCCCGACCCGCUGCAGGGCACUAGGCCGGGGCGGCCGAUGCGCCUGGUCCGCGGGCAGACGCUAGGCAGCCACCGCAGCGCCGUGGGCGCCUGUCCCCCUGGGGGAAGGGCCUGGGACCCCAGCAGAAGACACCUCUAUGCGGCGCCCUUUAGAUCCCGUGCACCCCGCCCCCACCCCCGACACCUGGCACCGCGCCCCUCCCUCCGCCGGGCCAGCGCUGUCCGGAAAGCCACCGCGGGGUCGCCCUGGGCACCGGGGAAGCCCGCCGCCGUGGAUCCCGAGCCCUGUCCCAGGACCUCGUCUAGAGCUCCGUGGCACACGCUGGCCCCCGCCGUGACGAGCCCGGCGACCCCGGCCGCUGUCCGCGGCGCGCACGGGUCUGCGCGCAGGCCAGAGACCGUCGGUCCGCCCGGGGUCCCCGAGCCGGGCCCGAGCCUGCGCGCGCGCCCCGCUGCCCGCAAUCAUGGCAGCCGGAGCCUCGGAACGCAGCCGCCGAGCGCGCUCCGGCAGCCGCCUCGGUGCCAGGGCGGCGGGGCGAGCCGGGGCCAGGGCUCGCGCCUGCCCGCCCCGGCAGCCGCGCGGCCCCAGGGCGCGAAGCCGCAGGACGAUGGGUCCUCGCGGCGCGGUGCCCCCCUGGCCGCGCCGGCAGGCGGGCGGGGCCGCGGGCCGGGGGCGCGCGGCGGGGAGCGCCCGGGGCGGCGUGCCCGCGGGGGCGCGCACGCGGGCCUGCGGGCCGAGGAGCGGGGCUCGGGCGGCGAAUCCGCUGCUCGCGCCGCCCGCCCCGCCCGCGCGCGCGGGCCCAGGGAGGAGGGCGGCAACGUGGGAAGCGCGGCCGGCGCGCUCGGGCGGGGACGGAGGCGCCGCGGGGGCCGCAUCCUCGGUGCCGACCGGGGAAAGUUUGGGAAGUCGCCGCGGCGGCUUCGCAGCGGCGGGGGACGCGCGGACCGGGCCGCCCUCCGCGCCGCGCUCGCCCUCUCCGCGCCGCUGCUGAAUAAUUCAUGGCGCGGCCGCCGGCCAUUAGCAUGCACCGGGCGCGCGGCGCGUCUGUGCCAAGCCGCCGCCGCAUUCGGCGCCCGGGCCGCGCCAGACGAGCGGCCGCGCGGCAGCCGGGCCCGCGCUGUCCCCGCGCCCGCCCGCCCGGCGGCGCCCAUUGUGCCCGGCCCGCGCCGCCGCGCCGCCCCGAGCCCGCCCGCACCCCGCAGCGCGCCCGACGGCCCGGCCCUGCAAGUUCGGGCCCGCGCCGCCCGCCCGCCGGGGAAGCACGUGAACUUGGAGAAAGUCUCGGGGCGCGCCGGCCGGGACCUCCGCGGCAGGGCGUCCCUGGAGGCGCUAGUCUCGGACGCGGAGAGCGGGUUCGGCUCCUCCGAGAGGUCCGGCGGUUCCACGCGGGCAAGCAGGAGUCCGCAGAGGAGGAGCGGCGCGCUGCGGGGCCGGGAGAGGGGGGCCUGGCCGCGCGCCUCGCCCGCUGUCUCCGUCCCGGAGCCGUCGCGCCCUGCGAAGAGUUGCGGGAGACGGCACCGCGCUGCUCGCUGCGGUUCACACGCGCGAAGGCGGGAGGCGGUCGGGACCCAGGACUCCCACCCGUGGCUCGCCCUGGGCCUGUGCGGUGUGGGCAUCACCGCGCAGCGCUGGCCGCGUCCGGGCGCAUUCCUCCGGCAAAGGCAGGGCGGUCGACCUGCGAGUCCCGGGGUCACCAGCGGGUUCCGGGCGACUCCCGAGGAUGCUCCCGACGGGCGGGAAGCUGUGGCCUCCUGCCGAGGCUACUGGGAAUACCCCAGGAUUAAACCGGACACCCGAAGAAGGGGCGUCUGCUGCUCCUCCGUGGGCCUGUGGGAACAAGGAAGGGCUGAGAGCAUCCGAGGAGGCACCCCAGGGCCACUUAGUGGGGGCUUGCUGUUUGUCACAGAUGCCAAGGCCCAUCUCUGCGGCCAAACCAAGGGGGUCCUCGGCCUGGAUGCCCCUUCGAAGCGGGUGACGCCAGGGGCGGGAGCGGCCCCAGGCCUGGUGAGGGCUGAGACGAGAGUCCGCUCCCUGCCAGGCUUCCCCUUCACCUACGGGUCGGAAGGCCAUGUGGCCGUGGCGGUGGAGCCCUUGAACACGCGGCGGGGCCUGCUGCCCUGUCGGUGGCUGAGAGUUGGCUUCGGUGGGGCUGAAGAGGGUGUGAUGGCCUCAGAGGGUGUGGUGGACCCUGGACUCGACCUCGUGGCGGCCUGCAGCCCCUCUGGGCAAGGCGGCCGGCUCCCGAGCGCCAGCAGGGUGCCCUGCAUGGGUGUUUGGCCCUCCAUGUGCCUUCCUUAUUCCGUCGUCCAGCAGCCCUGA